GUCUGUCCAUCUGCGGCCAUAACUGCAUGCUGACAGCGGAGUGGAUGUCGGCCAGCAAAAUAGUGUGCCGCGUGGGUCCUGCCAAAGACGACAAGGGAGAAAUCAAUGUCACCACCAAGUCCGGAGGCCUCGGCACCUCGACCGUCUCAUUCAAGCUGCUCAGGCCGGAGAGGAUCGGUAUCCUGGAGCAGUCUGCCGUGUGGGUGGAUGAGGUGAACUACGACAUGAGGACGAACCGCAACAAAGGAAUCUCGCCCUUCUCCCUGCGUCCCAACAAUCCGCUGGGCGUCGAGAUGGACAAGAGUAAAGUCCCACUGAAAGACCUGGAGCAGAUAUUCCCAGGAAUGAGUGGCGACUUCACCAGUGAGAACUUCUCUGCCUCCUGGUACCUCAUAGAGAACCACGCAGGCUCCAGUUUUGAGCAGCUGAGGGUCGCGGCCAGUAAUCUGAAGAAGCAAGCAUCUAAGAAAAACGAGGGGAGCAUGGCCUAUGUGAAAGGAGGCCUCAGCACAUUCUUUGAGGCCCAGGAUGCUCUGGCAGCGAUCCACCAGAGGCUGGAAUCGGAUGGCACAGAGAAGGUGGAGGGAUCGAUGACCCAGCGCCUGGAAAACAUCCUAAACCGAGCGAGCGAUACCGCAGAUACUCUCUUCCAGGAGGUCCUGGGACGGAAAGACAAGGCCGACUCCACACGCAACGCGCUCAACGUGCUGCAGCGGUUCAAGUUUCUCUUCAACCUGCCGCUCAACAUAGAACGUAACAUUCAGAAGGGAGAUUACGAUGUUGUGAUCAAUGACUACGAGAAGGCCAAAUCUCUCUUUGGGAAUACUGAAGUUGCAGUUUUCAAAAAAGUUUACGCCGAGUGA
Messenger RNA from Fundulus heteroclitus (mummichog), 863 nucleotides. Its product is annotated as exocyst complex component 2-like. Gene Ontology annotation, cellular component: exocyst. The annotation marks the transcript as partial. Gene Ontology annotation, biological process: Golgi to plasma membrane transport; exocytosis. Lineage: Eukaryota; Metazoa; Chordata; Actinopteri; Cyprinodontiformes; Fundulidae. The record is from RefSeq and is a predicted model, not a curated record. The transcript is spliced from 8 exons.